AUGGGUGAAGUUAAACCAAACGAAGAGGAAGAAUCUAAUGCCUUUCUUCAAUUAGCAGAAUGUGAAUUGAAAGUUGAUGCAAUUGAGAAAGAUGUUGCACAAUAUCGAUUGGAUAAGAUGAAAUCAGUUUAUCAAGAAAGAGACGGUUUAGUAAAUAAGAUUCCAGAAUUUUGGAAAAUUGUAUUAUCUCAACAUACAGAUUUUGCCAAUUAUAUUAGAGCAUCUGAUUUUACAUAUGUAGAUUGUAUUCAAGAUGUGAAAGUUGAGUGGGAUAAUGUUGAUGAAUUUAAAAUUAUUAUUAAGUUUGAUGGUAUAAAGGAUGAUUUUGAAGCACAGACAGUUACUAAACAAUUCAAGAGACAAAAAAUAAUUGACGAUACUAAAAGCAAGGAAGACUCAGACUCAGAUGAUGACGAUGAUGAACUUGAGAAGUUAAUUAGUGAACCAGUGGAUAUAAAAUGGCCAAAGAAGUAUGAAGAUAUUUGCCCUGAAUCUAUUCAGGAUAAGAAAAGUCCAGAAGGUAAAAAAAAAUAUAGACAAGGUAUGAAGAGUUUAUUUGGAUGGUUUAGAUGGACUGGAUUAAAGCCAGGUAAAGAAUUCCCACACGGUGAUUCAUUUGCAGAAUUGAUUGUAGAUGAUUUAUAUCCAUACUGUGUCAAGUACUAUACAGAGGCUCAUAGAGAUUUAGAGGAUGAGAACGAUGAUAGCGAUAGUGAAAGUGAAGGAGAAUUGGAUUUAAGUGACGAUGAAGGUAAUGAGAAUGAACCAAAGAGAAGAAAAUUAUAA
Molecule: messenger RNA, 786 nt
Organism: Vanderwaltozyma polyspora DSM 70294
Lineage: Eukaryota; Fungi; Ascomycota; Saccharomycetes; Saccharomycetales; Saccharomycetaceae
Gene: VPS75
Product: Vps75p
Exons: 2
Coding region: 1-786 (261 amino acids)
Biological process (GO): nucleosome assembly
Cellular component (GO): chromatin; nucleus
Molecular function (GO): histone binding; chromatin binding
Source: RefSeq, a predicted model, not a curated record